Molecule: messenger RNA, 483 nt
Organism: Penicillium crustosum
Lineage: Eukaryota; Fungi; Ascomycota; Eurotiomycetes; Eurotiales; Aspergillaceae
Exons: 1
Coding region: 1-483 (160 amino acids)
Source: RefSeq, a predicted model, not a curated record
AUGUCCGAACAAAAUAUCCUCGACCAACGCUCGGCUAUGAUACACUCCGAAGCGGCUCAAGGCCAUGGAGACGACAGGGUUCCUCACGACUCGGACGACGAGCCCAUGGUCUACGAGAUUCCCAUGGACUCCGCAGCUUUUUCACGCCAGGAGCGCGACCGCCUCAUCGCCGAGGGCGCCGAUCCUGAUUCCGUCAUCCUCCAAAGCGAACUACACAAUCAUGUUAUGCGGCAAAAAGGCGAGUCCAUUGACGACUAUGCGAAGCGUUACUCCGAUACUAUGAACGCCAUGAUUCGUCGCGGCGUUUCUAUUCUGAAUGAUCUGCUUAUUGCUGAUGUGGUGCCAUCCGAAUUUAGAACCGAAGAUGGGAGGCUUUUCGAUUUGGGCCCGGAAUCGGGCGCGACGAAGAGGGAGUAUCGAGAAUUUAGCCAGUGGCUCUCAGCAGCGGGGGAUUUGAAUUAUGACAGCGGGGAUAGUCCAUGA